Lepus europaeus (European hare) is the source of this 2414-nucleotide messenger RNA. RefSeq names its product syntrophin beta 1 (gene SNTB1). The record is from RefSeq and is a predicted model, not a curated record. Gene Ontology annotation, cellular component: dystrophin-associated glycoprotein complex; intracellular anatomical structure; synapse. The coding region runs from base 168 to 1787 and encodes 539 amino acids. Lineage: Eukaryota; Metazoa; Chordata; Mammalia; Lagomorpha; Leporidae. Gene Ontology annotation, molecular function: structural molecule activity; protein binding. The transcript is spliced from 7 exons.
CCCGCGCCCAGUGCGCCUGCGAACUCCCGGAGCGGAGUCCCGCGCGCCGCCGCGUCUGCACCGGGCGCGCUCUGCUCUCUGCCCCGACCCCGCGUCCUGCUGCCCGCAACCCUUCCCCACUUUUCCCCCCUUUUGCAAUCACAUGGCGUUUUAAGAAUGCCGGAAAGAUGGCGGUAGCGGCGGCGGCGGCGGCGGCGGCUGGGCCGGCAGGCGGGGGAAGCGGCCGGGCGCAGCGGAGCGGGCUGCUGGAAGUUUUGGUGCGGGAUCGCUGGCACAAAGUUCUGGUGAACUUGAGCGAAGACGCCCUGGUUCUGAGCUGCGAGGAGGGCGCUGCGGCGUACAACGGCAUCGGGGCCGCCACCAAUGGCUCGUUCUGCAGGGGUGCCGGCGCCGGGCACCCGGGCGCGGGCGGCGCGCAGCCCCCGGACUCGCCCGCCGGGGUCCGCACGGCCUUCACCGACCUCCCCGAGCAGGUGCCCGAGUCCAUCUCGAACCAGAAGCGCGGCGUGAAGGUGCUGAAGCAGGAGUUGGGCGGGCUGGGCAUCAGCAUCAAGGGGGGCAAAGAGAACAAGAUGCCCAUCCUCAUCAGCAAGAUCUUCAAGGGGCUGGCGGCGGACCAGACCCAAGCCCUGUACGUGGGCGACGCCAUCCUAUCGGUGAACGGAGCCGACCUGCGGGAUGCUACCCACGACGAGGCGGUGCAGGCUCUGAAGCGCGCAGGCAAGGAGGUGCUGCUGGAAGUCAAGUACAUGCGGGAAGCUACGCCCUAUGUGAAGAAAGGAUCGCCUGUGUCAGAGAUCGGGUGGGAAACGCCACCACCUGAGUCCCCUCGGUUAGGAGGCAGCUCCUCGGACCAUCUGUCAUCACAGUCUUUCUCCUUCCAUAGAGACCGGAAAAGCAUCCCCCUCAAAAUGUGCUACGUCACUCGGAGUAUGGCUUUGGCUGACCCUGAGAACAGGCAGCUUGAAAUCCACUCUCCAGAUACUAAGCACACAGUGAUCCUAAGGAGCAAGGACACAGCCACUGCCCAGGCUUGGUUCAGUGCUAUCCAUUCCAAUGUUAGUGACCUGCAGAGCCGAGUGAUGGCAGAGGUCAGAGAGCAACUGGGGAAAGCAGGCAUUGCUGGGAGCCGAGAGAUCAGACAUCUUGGCUGGCUUGCAGAAAAGGUGCCAGGGGAGAGUGAGAAACAGUGGAAACCAUCCCUGGUUGUACUGACUGAAAAGGAUCUUCUAAUCUAUGAGAGCAUGCCACGGAGGAAGGAAGCCUGGUUCAGCCCGGUUCACUCCUACCCUCUUCUUGCCACCAGGUUAGUCCAUUCAGGCCCAGGGAAGGGAUCACCCCCAGUUGGUGCGGAUCUGUCUUUUGCCACGCGAACUGGUACCAGACAAGGGAUUGAAACACAUCUCUUCAGGGCAGAGAUCAGCAGGGACCUCUCUCAUUGGACAAGGAGCAUAGUACAGGGUUGCCACAACUCAGCUGAACUCAUUACUGAAAUAACCACAGCUUGCACCUACAAAAACCAGGAGUGCCGUUUGACCAUACAUUAUGAGAAUGGAUUUUCUCUUACCACUGAACCUCAAGAGGGUGCCUUUCCCAAGACAAUCAUACAGUCUCCUUAUGAAAAACUGAAAAUGUCCUCAGAUGACGGAAUCAGGAUGCUGUGCUUGGAUUUUGGUGGCAAAGAAGGAGAGAUUCAACUGGACCUUCACUCCUGCCCCAAGCCCAUCGUUUUCAUCAUCCAUUCCUUCCUGUCAGCUAAGAUUACCAGACUGGGCUUGGUGGCCUGAACCGAGCAGCCACGUACCUUUGAGAAGAGGAAGGCUGCAAGCCAUCAGAGUGUGACAUCAAAUACCAUCUGUAGUGUAGCACAGGUGGAGCGUGCCAUCGUCAGCUUCAGGUCUCAGGAAUCACGUAGAACUGUCCCAGACUCCUUCAGCUUCAGCAACUACAAGGGGUAUCCUAAGAAAACGCCACAAGAAAUAGCAGAAUAAACUUGAUUAGAUUAGAAGGCUAAUGAGAUAAGGGCGAUUGGAAAUAGCACAGAUUUUAGAUACUGACAGCUAAGGAUAUCCAUGUGCAGAUCUUAAUCAUACCAGUUUCUAGGCAACUGGCUCACCCAGGUAAGCAAGGGCUGAGCAGAUGAGAAAUGGACGUUUUCACCUUCUUCCACCCUCACCCAGUAACAAUGAUCCCUUGUUUUAUUGUGAUUUACUUCCUAAUUUGAGUUAACUUUCUUUGGUAGCAAAAGAAAGCUACUUCAGAUGGAAACUCACCCUUUAUUUAAGUACAAAGCAGUUGUUACUUUUUUUUUUCUUAAUGAAUUAUCUUUCAAUGGUGUAGAAUGGUUUCAAAGUGUUCUCAUUAGCAUAAUUAGCAUAUACUGAGCAGGAAUUAAAUAAAGCAUCAGAUACUGA